Molecule: messenger RNA, 1338 nt
Organism: Elephantulus edwardii (Cape elephant shrew)
Lineage: Eukaryota; Metazoa; Chordata; Mammalia; Macroscelidea; Macroscelididae
Gene: CATSPER4
Product: cation channel, sperm associated 4
Exons: 11
Coding region: 1-1338 (445 amino acids)
Biological process (GO): sperm capacitation; transmembrane transport; sodium ion transport
Cellular component (GO): sperm principal piece; acrosomal vesicle; CatSper complex
Molecular function (GO): calcium-activated cation channel activity; voltage-gated calcium channel activity
Source: RefSeq, a predicted model, not a curated record
AUGAGCAGCAUUAAAAGGGCCUGGUGGCAGCAGUGGACAGACACCAACAUCAGACCUUUGUCCAUCUUGAGGACUCGGCAUGAGCCAUACAACAGGCAGGAGGAACAAGUACUCAUCAGUCGCCAAGAUGUCAACAGUAACACGGAUGCUUGGGACUUGCAGGAGUUCAUCACUCGCAUAUAUGUUAAACAGCUGCUCCAGCACCCAAACUUCCAGCUGCUGCUGGCCUUGCUGUUGGUGACCAACGCCUUCACCAUUGCUCUCCGCACCAACUCUGUCCUCGGCCAGAAACAUUAUGAGUUGUUCUCUACCAUAGAUGACAUUGUGCUGACCAUCCUUAUCUGUGAGGUUCUCCUUGGCUGGCUCAAUGGCUUCUGGAUUUUUUGGAAGGACGCCUGGAACAUUCUCAAGUUUGUUAUCGUCUUUAUCUUGCUCCUGGGGUUCUUCGUUCAAAGACUUAGAGUCGACUCUAUUACCUACACCCUCAGGCUGCUUCGUCUAAUACAUGUGUGCAUGGCGGUGGAGCCCCUGGCCCAGAUCAUCAAUGUCAUCGUGAAGUCUGUGCCUGAUGUGGCCAAUAUCCUCACCCUCAUCCUCUUCUUCAUGCUGGUGUUCGCCGUGUUUGGGGUCACACUCUUUGGUGCAUUCAUCCCCAUACAUUUCCAGAACAUGCAGGUUGCCCUGUACACCCUCUUCGUCUGCAUCACCCAGGAUGGUUGGGUGGACAUCUACAAUGACUUCCAGAUGAAGGAGAGGAAUUAUGCAAUGGAGAUUGGGGGUGCCAUCUACUUCGUCAUCUUCAUCACCCUUGGUGCCUUCAUUGGCAUCAACCUGUUGGUCGUCGUGGUGACUACCAACCUAGAACUGAUGAUGAAGGGAGGACAACGAAGGGAGCAGCAUCAAAUAUUCUUCAGUGAGACAGGCAAAAAGGAGGAAGAGGAUGGCGACCUGCCACUGGUGCACUACAGAGUUGUCAGGUUGGAGAAGUCUGGUCAACAUCAGGAACCGCUGGUUGGGGGGCCUCUGUCGAACCUCUCUGAGGCCACGUGCGACAACUUUUGUUUGGUGCUGGAGGCAAUACAGGAAAACUUGCUACAGUACAAGAAGAUACGAGAUGAGCUCAACACGAUUGUGAAUGAAGUUCGCGCCAUCCGCUUCAACCAGGAGCAGGAAGAGGAGACACUGCACAGGACCAUGUCCAAGAGCCUGCCGAACGAGAGCGGGACCUCAGAGGACAAUGUACACCACCAGCAAGACUUAAUCACUGCGCUCGUAAACAUGGAAAAGGUUCAGGAAUCCAGCACAAAUAUACUCCAUAAGAAAAAGGCCAGCCACUGA